AUGGUCCUCAUCAAGUCUGCUGUAGCAGUUCUAGCUCUCUUGGGUGGCGUAUAUUCUCGCACGUUCUAUGUGAAGAACAAAUGCAGCUACACAGUUUGGCCAGCGAUUUUCACACCUGGAAACUCACCAGUAAAGCCAAAUGCUCCGACUGGGUGGGAAGCUCCUCCGAACUCGCUCUGGAGAUUCACUGUUCCAAACGGUUGGACAUCAGGGCGUAUAUGGGGUCGUCGCGAUUGUAACUUUAGCCAGAAUCCUGGUCCUGGUUCAUGCUCUACCGGAGGCUGUAAUGGAGGUUUAAAAUGUGACCCGUCAAGUGGAACUGGUGUUCCACCUGCCACGCUUGCGGAAUGGACACUGAAUGGUUGGGCGGGACUUGAUUACUACGAUGUGUCACUCGUUGACGGGUUCAAUAUUCCGAUGAGCAUCUUGACUAACAAAGGCUGCCCAACUUCUGAUUGUACGAAUGACAUUGGAAAGACUUGUCCUAGCGAGCUGAAACGUGGCGAUGACGGAUGCUUAAGUGCCUGCGCUGCAAACCUAGAUGGAAAUCCUAAGAACUCUCCGAAUUGUUGCACUGGUCAAUACGACCAGCCGGGGACGUGUCCAUCGUCUGGUAUCAAGUAUUAUUCACAUUUCAAGCAAGGAUGCCCUAAUUCAUAUAUCUAUGCGUACGACGAAGGAAGUAGUACUGCGUUACGCAAUUGCUCGGCCUCGAGAAACUCGGAUUUCCUGUUAACCUUCUGUCCUUAACUUGUUAUAUCCUGUUAAUCUUUCACAUUUGUUGCUGUUGCCUCGUAGAUUUCGAGUAGCUCAUACGUCAUUGAUACCCA
Molecule: messenger RNA, 830 nt
Organism: Fomitiporia mediterranea MF3/22
Lineage: Eukaryota; Fungi; Basidiomycota; Agaricomycetes; Hymenochaetales; Hymenochaetaceae
Product: Osmotin, thaumatin-like protein
Exons: 10
Coding region: 1-750 (249 amino acids)
Biological process (GO): defense response
Cellular component (GO): extracellular region
Source: RefSeq, a predicted model, not a curated record